Monopterus albus (swamp eel) is the source of this 4457-nucleotide messenger RNA. RefSeq names its product protein phosphatase 1 regulatory subunit 3C-B-like. NCBI's taxonomy places the organism in Eukaryota, Metazoa, Chordata, Actinopteri, Synbranchiformes, Synbranchidae. Gene Ontology annotation, biological process: regulation of glycogen biosynthetic process. Gene Ontology annotation, cellular component: protein phosphatase type 1 complex. Bases 544 to 1608 code for a protein of 354 amino acids. Gene Ontology annotation, molecular function: glycogen binding; protein phosphatase 1 binding. The transcript has 3 exons. The record is from RefSeq and is a predicted model, not a curated record.
UAUAAAUGAGUUAAAAUGUGCAGUUGCACAGUGUUAUAGCCAUUUUAUAUGGGUGUUGAGGAAUUUAUUGUUGGUAUCUCAUGUUCUAUUAAUUCAUAAUGUUUUGAGUGUACCACAAAAGAAGACAAUCGGAAAAAAAGGAGAAGAAGAAGGGAGAAGACGCGCGAAGCGGGCGAAAGAGAACGAGACAAGGUACGGCAAUGGCCGCGGAGGGCGUGUGUCUGUGAAGUGUUCAGGGCGAAGGGAAAGUGCUCAGACUCGAUCCUGGGCGGACCUGGACAAUUGUUCCUGCUCCGACGGACCGCAGAAGAGUUCGGGAGGGACCGACGCUGCGAGGGAGUGAGUGAAACUGUGUUGUCAGAAGACGAGGCUGAGAGGGUUGAGCUGAGCUAACGCUAGAGCUAGCGCUGUGGCGUAUGUGUGGAUUGCUCCACCGAGAGCCAUAGGGAAGCUGACGGUGUUGCUGCCGGAGACUCAACACUCACCUGCGUGGGACGACGACAGGGCCGUGGACGGUCUGUGUUCUUGGGCUGAUUUUUCUAAAUGAGAUACAACUCUCUGGCAAAGACAAUGGAUUUACAGUGUAACAUCUACAGGCUGAACAUGAAUUGUGCUAGAGUUCUCCAUGCCUUUGGUAGUCAGCCCCAGCCCACUGUGAUACCAGUUGAUCUUGCUGUUUAUCUGAGCCUCAGCCAGCACCAGCCUCUUUAUCAGCUUCUGUCCAUGUCUCCUCUGAAAUCCACACAGCGACACAACUGUAUGCCAAGGGCCCGCCUCCACUGUCCUUCUUUCUCAUUUUCAUCUUCAUCACUACCUUCCUCCCCUUUGCACUUGGGACCUCGAAGCUGUUUCCGCAGGGACAGUGGCGGUGUAAGCAAGAAGCAUGUGGUAUUUGCAGAUGCCAAAGGCCUAGCGCUCACUGCUGUCCGUCUUUUCAUCCCUGAGCCAUUUUCUCACACUUCCACACUGGUGUUGAAACCUUCUCUGGCCAAACUGCAUGGCCAACAGUCAACCUCAAACAAACUGUCCCGCUACAAGUUGCGGCUGGGUUUCCCUCAGCCCACACUUGAUUUUAAAGUAUUCCUUGCACGCCUGCGAGAGAUGCACGUACAGUUGGAAAGCUGCAACAUUUCAGAGCACUCCUUGAGUGGCAAAGUGUGUGUCUCUCAUGUCAGUAUUGAAAAGGCUGUGCAUAUAAGGUUGACCUUUGACUCUUGGAGGAGCCAUCAUGAUAUUCCCUGCAUGCUUCUGCAGCAACAGCGAUAUGCGGGUUCUGAUUUGGAUAUUUUUUCCUUUGACUUUAGCUUACCCCAGAACAUAGAUCCAAAUGAGCGGACUGAGUUUUGUGUGUCUUUCAGGCCAGGAGCUAGCGCAGCACCACACUGGGACAACAACAAAGGACAGAAUUACAGGUUGUGCAUGGAAAAAGAUGAAUCAAAUGUUAACCAUGGAAAUGCUAACUGUUAUGGCCCCAUGCUUUCAAAACAUAAGCCACCGUCUUGGCCUUCACACAUGUCGCUCAGUAUGCAGAGCACUGGUGAUCAUCUUCAGAAGAGUUUAUCAAGCAGAGUCAGAUCAGAAUGGAAACAUUUACAUUCAGCGAAGUAGAACUGUAUAAUUAGUUUCUACCUUCUCAGCUAGACUGUCUUCUGGUAAACAAAAUGCCUCCAUAUGUUGUCUGUGCCAGCAGAUUAUUGCAACCAACAGUUACACAAUAUAGUGUAUAGAGCCACAAGGUCCAGGUUAGGUUGGGGUGGAUGACUUGGUCCAUAAGACAAAGGACUUUCUCCCAGAGGAGCUGAGUUCAGUUUGAGUGUCUACUGUGUCUUUUUUCAGCUAAGUUGUUUUUGUUUAUAAACCUAACUAAGCAGUUUGUGUGACAAAAUGUAAUGAAACCAUGACAGGCUCAUAAUGAAAUCAUAACAGCAUGUUUAUGAGCGUUUCCAUGAUGGUGGUGUUCUGGUAAGCUUGCCGUCAUGUUCACGGUUCUUUCCAUGAUGAUUAAAGUCUGUAAAACUCUGUGACGAAUUAAUGAAUUUUCAAUGUUAGAUGGUCAAAAGCCAAUAGUUAAAAAUAUCUCAUCAACCUGAAAUGAACUAUCCCGCUGAAAUGUGAAUCGUUCAUUCUCCCAUUUACAAAUGCACAUUAAAGCAUCUACAGUGUAAGCCCUGAUUAACAGGGGCCCUAGAGGAAAACUGAAAACAUAAGACCGCAUGUAUGGAUUUCAAAGAAAACUCCUAUAGUAUAUCAGCACACAAAGUUUUUGUCUUAAGAACCUUCUGUGCUUACAGCUCAAGUAUUAACCCAUAGUGGAUGAACAAAGGGAUGACCCCAUGCUCUGAGAUGUACUUUCACACACACAUUGUUCCUCUUGGCUCAGGCUCAGAUUCCUGGAGGGCCUUAAAUGUGGUACAUUAUGCAGACCAGAGAGAAUAAGUCAACAAACUGCAAGAUCUUAUGACACACAAGGUUUGCACAGAAAAGUAUGUGCUAGACACUCCCCUACCUGCUGUGAAAAGUUGAAAAACAUGCUGGGAAGACUUCUUGUACUGUACAUGACUGGUAUGACAAAUAGCAAGUAACCAUGGCAGCAUCAGAACCAGCAAGUACUUUAGAUAAUGUGCGGGCUUGUGUUUACAUGUGAGGGUGGAGUCAUCAUUAGAUACUCUAGCAGCUACAGUGAGAAAGUCUUUGUCUCUGUUUCUCUUGUUCCUCUCCUUCUUAGUCACCUUUCUGUUAGACUUGUUUCUUUGUCUUUCAUUUUCUAUUCUCUCAAGCUUGUGUCCUCCCAGGACCACCAUCUUUGGGAAAUGUCACAGUCGAGCAAUAUCAAGUGGAUGUGAACAGUUUGCACAUGUAACAGGUUCACACACCCUUUCCCCCACAGCACUCAUUUAUUCAUUAAAUUCAACAAUGUUCGGCUGGUGUCAGGUGUUACAUCUUCUUAGCAUCCAGUGAGCCACUCAGGAAAAUAUAUCACAGCUUAACUACAGCAGGUUUGUGUGUCUAUUUUUUUUUUGUCUGAGAGGACAUUUGCUUUGUUUAACCACUUUAAUACUUCAGAAGCUGUAGCCAAUGCUUCACCGACAUUCCAUUACAAAGUAACUGACAUGUUAAAGGGUCCUUUUUUUUCACAAAGUCUUACAUCAGUCUUUUCUAUAAAAGAGACCUGAAAACAAAUUGCCCAUAUGCAACAUCACCAAAAGACAGUCACACAAGCCAACCAAUUCAAUCACACACUUGCACAAACACACUAAAUAAAAUGUAAUACUUCAGUUUGUCAUACAUCCAGGUUAUUUCAGAGUGAAGUCCUGGUCCCACCACUACUUUCAUGGCAAAGAUAGUCCAUUCCAGAAAUACAGGACAUACCCAUGUAUAAGUUUGUUUUUCUAAGGGAGACACAGACUGUGUUCUGUCAUUCAACAUGAAGAAUCAAUGUCAGCCACAAAAAGAAUAACAGCAGUGGCUUAAUUUGAAGCAACAAUAUUGUGAGAGUAAUGACAAAAAUUAGGUUUUUUUUUAGUAACAGAAGAAAAACAACAAGAAAAAGAUAUUUUUAUUUUAUUUUAGUUAGAAUCAACAUAUCCUUCAGAAUUGAGUGGUUAACCUCAACUGUUGCAACUUUUAUCAAAAUCUCAGAGCUGAAAACUAUUGUUCAACCCACCUCUUCCCCAUCAACUCUGCCUCCUUGAUGUCAUCGCACUGUUCACUUACUGGUUCUUCUCCAUCAGCAUCUAUCUUCAUAUGGAUUUACGCCUAUUAAAAACACUUCACAUUGACAAAAGUUUUAUCUCCAGAAAAUAAAAAUUAAAAACAAUAAUUUUGCUGUUCCCUUUCAUUUGAUCUCUUCUUAUUGAACUGAUAAUGCUCAGCUGAAGUAUAUAAAGAAAGGCUUUUAUAAUUUUGUUGCCUUUGUCAUUUCUCUCAUUUUAUCUUUGAGCUAGCAGCAGCCACAGUUGGUGGAUGGCCAGCAGCCAUCUACCAGGUGCAGGUGCUUACGAUGCUAAUGUUUAGCGUUGUCUGAACAACAGCCUGAAGACUGGUCCAGUGAGCUGCAGCCACAGCUGUGAUUACAAUGAGUGAGCUGCUGGGAGCUACAGUAACAGCAGUGGCUAGCUUAGACCGAAACAGCAGGCUGCAUUGACUGGAUUUGUUUUAUCUGGUGCCAAAUUAUCUCAGAAGCAACUGUCACCUGCAACCAUCUGUUGGUCUUGGAGCUGUGUGUGACAACUGAGAAGAAGAGCAACUUAUAGAAAUACCCAGCGUCACCCAGCAAUACAAAUGGAGUUGACCUCAGAUUGUUACCCGGCCUUGUUUGUAAUGUGACCAACUAAUGCUGUCAGAGCUGAAAAUGAUUAUGGUACAAUAGCUGCUGGUAGACUCAGUACUUGGUUAAGUCAUAUUGAAUGAUUGUUUUGCAUGCUAUACUAUACUUUAAAGCUCCAUGCAGUAUUAUA